Messenger RNA from Zea mays, 2613 nucleotides. Its product is annotated as putative protein kinase superfamily protein. The transcript is spliced from 5 exons. NCBI's taxonomy places the organism in Eukaryota, Viridiplantae, Streptophyta, Magnoliopsida, Poales, Poaceae. Bases 740 to 2092 code for a protein of 450 amino acids. Gene Ontology annotation, biological process: protein phosphorylation. Gene Ontology annotation, molecular function: protein kinase activity; ATP binding. The record is from RefSeq and is a predicted model, not a curated record.
GCACGAGAAUGCAUGGCCGCCGGCGUCAGACUCCAAUCCACCGUCCGCCCGCCCGCCCAGCGGCAGCGCUUCGUAGUCCGGUUGACCUUUCUGUUCCCGUAGAAAUUACUCGGUUUCUACGGGAUAAUCUUGGUGGAGCCAGUCCAAAGGAGGCAAUUGGUGGAGCCAGUCCAAAGGAGGCAAGAAAUUACUCGAUUCCUUGCCAAAUCACUCGUCCCCUCUCUCGGAGCAUCUCCAACAAUACCUCAAACUAGUGCCUCAAAUUGAAAUAUGGAGCUCUACACAGAAAAAACUACUCCAACAACAGUGCCCUAUUUCAUAAUUUUUUAUUAAAAAAAUUAUAGUACACCCUCUCAAGUGACUCAAAUAUACUACACCGUAGUGGGCUGCCCUAUAAUCUAUAUUUAGGGCUUUACUGUUGGAGCGGAGUGUUUUGUUGGUGCCCUAAAUUCUAUAAAAUAUACUUAUUUUCAAAUUAUAGGACAUUUUUAUAGUUCACGUUGUUGUAGAUGCUCUCACACAGACACAGUCCGCAGUCCACACGCACCUCUUCCUUCUCCCGCCGGAGGGCGCGCCGCGGAAGACGCCAAUGAGUUUGGUCCGGUCCGGUCCGUUGGCUCCAUGUAGGCGCACGGGAGAGUGGAGACACCUGCCUGAUCCUGCAAUGCAAUCCGUCGCCGGCUGCUGAUCAGGCAACCUCCUGAUUCGGAGCCAUUUCGCGGGUGUCUUGGGGGGGCCCAUGCCCAUCGCCGUGUUUCGUUUCCUGCUCUGCCCGCUUUGGCCGUGCAUUAAUAGCCGCUUCCUUGUGAUAGUCCUCCCCUUCCGUCCUCUCUCCCUCUCUCUCUUCCACCUCCUCUCCUCUCGCUCAGUCGCUCGUCGGCUCUGUUCUUGGGAGUGCCAGUCGGGUUGCGUUGCGGCAGCACAAAAAAACCCCCCUUCUUGGACAGCAUCUGUCUGCGCCGGUCUGAUGGGCUUGGGUUGCUUCGGGUGCUUCGCGCCGGAGGUGGAUGAGGACCUCAAGCCCUCCAAGCCCGACGACUCGUCAGGGACCGAUGCGAGAAGGAAGGUCGCGCCGGAUGUGGCCAACGGCUACGCGCACAGCUUCACCUUCAAGGACCUGCUUGUCGCUACCGGCUACUUCAACCACGCCAAUUUCAUCGGAGAAGGUGGGUUCGGGAAGGUGUACAAGGGCAAGAUCAACGGACAGAUGGUGGCUGUUAAGCAGCUCACUCAAGAUGGCGUGCAGGGGAGGAACGAGUUCCUGGUCGAGGUGCUCAUGCUGACAAUGCUCAACCAUCGCAAUCUCGUCAGCUUGGUCGGGUUCUGCGCGCAGGGGGACGAGAGACUGCUAGUGUACGACUACAUGCCGUUCGGAAGCCUGGAGAGCCAUCUGUUUGACGUGCCUCUCGGCAAGAAACCGCUGGACUGGAACACGCGUGUGAGGAUAGCCGUGGGAGUCGCGGAAGGGCUCUCUUACCUGCACAACGUAGCCGAUCCGCCCGUCAUCUACCGCGAUAUGAAGGCUGCUAACAUCCUGCUGGGCGAGGACUUCAGCCCGAGGCUGUCUGACUUCGGGCUCGCCAAAGUCGGACCUGUCGGAGACAGGACCCAUGUGUCCACGAGAGUGAUGGGCACCUAUGGCUACUGCGCUCCUGACUACGUUGUGAGCGGCAAGCUUACCAUGAAAUCCGACAUAUACAGCUUCGGCGUUCUUCUGCUGGAGCUGAUCACGGGGAGGAGGAUCUACGAUGCUUCAAGGCCUAAACCGGAGCAGAGCCUGCUGACAUGGUCGAGGCCGUUCCUGCAUGAUAAGAGGAAGUUCCACCGGCUUGCUGACCCGUCUCUGCUGGGCUGCUACCCGUCAUCGGCGCUGAACCAGCUAGUGGUGAUCAGCAUCAUGUGCCUCCAAGACCAGCCCCAUGUCCGCCCAAUCAUCUCCGAUGUUGUGAUAGGCCUGAACCACGUCGCGAGCCAGCCAUGCACCGCUGAGCGCACGCUGCCGGCGUGCAUGACCUCCCCACCGAGCAGCGGGUCGCCGCAGCUCGUCAGCACGCCGGCAAGAAGGAGAGGUGGUAGGUUGAUCGGGCAGUAGUAUGCUUAGGGCUCAAGCUCACGUCUAAAGAGGUCAGAUGAGACCGGUAGGGGAGGGCAGUUGAAAUUGAAGCCGUCAAGUUCAGUUCCAUCGAGUCAGCCUUUUUGAUUGAAGCGGUCUCGAGUGACUUGCUUGAGCAGUUGAGCUUGACCAUGCAUGCCUAUUGCUCUUUUUUCGACUUCUUCAUUGUUUUCAGUUUUGAAUUCUGUAGCCAGUGUACUAUGUACAUAGGAUGUGCCCUCCUGUGGGAAAGAAAAGAAUGCAGCAGCCAUGCUAGAAGAGGGAGGGGGGCUCCUUUUGGGAUAUUCAUCAUCGAGUUAGCAGGCAAUCAUGUACAGAGUUGUCAUGGUUCGUUGGUUUAGUGCAUGUUGGCCUGCAGAUGACGCUCCAGCAUUGUGGUAUUUGAAUGCCAACUUGGGACAAGGGCGAUUUGCCAUGCAUGGAUGGCUGACUACAUAUGUCUGGAGCUUCGAUAACACUUGACCACCAAUUUGAAACUGCAGGCAGUGCUGUGCUUGUCA